This is a messenger RNA of Colletotrichum scovillei, 1602 nucleotides long. Its product is annotated as cytochrome P450 1A2. The record is from RefSeq and is a predicted model, not a curated record. NCBI's taxonomy places the organism in Eukaryota, Fungi, Ascomycota, Sordariomycetes, Glomerellales, Glomerellaceae. Bases 1 to 1602 code for a protein of 533 amino acids. The transcript has a single exon. Gene Ontology annotation, molecular function: heme binding; iron ion binding; monooxygenase activity.
AUGGCCCUAUUGCAGAUCCUAUCCGUGCACAGGACACGGCUUGCCGCGAUGCUGCUUCUCUUCCUCCUCCUCGCCGCCGUCACCGUCCAUACCCUACGGACCCGGCGCACGCGCACGCGCCUCCGCAAACUCGGAACCCACCAGGGCCUCCCGCUCCCGCCCGGCCCCCCCGGCGAACCAAUCCUCGGCCACCUCCGCAUCAUCCCGACCGACAACCCGGAACACGCCUACGCCGCCUGGUCAAAAGAAUACCGCUCCGACAUCCUCUCCUUCAACGUCCUAGGCCAGCCCAUCAUCGUCCUCAACUCGGUCCGCGCCGCCGUCGACCUGCUCGAUAAACGGGGCGCAAACUACUGCGACCGUCCGCGCUUCGUGCUAUUCGAGGAGAUGGGCUGGCGCAAGACGCUGACGUUUAUGCGAUGGGGCCCGGAGUUUCGUAUGCAUCGCAGUAUCCUGCAGCGGAGCUUUUCCAAGACGAGUGUGCAGGUGUAUCGCGAGCUGCAGGAGAAAGAGGCGUUGGUUUUGGUCAAGGGGAUUAUACGAGACCCUGGGUCUUGGGAGACGGCGCUGCGGAGGUUUGCGACGGCUAUUGUGAUGAGGAUUGGAUUCGGUGUGAAUGUUGAGAGUGAUACCGACCCGUACAUCCAAAUGGCCACGGAUGCAUCCUACGCACUCGGCCAUGGUGGAGCGCCGGCUGGGACGCUGGUCGACUUCUUCCCGUUUGUACGGCAUCUGCCCGACUGGCUGGUCCGAGACCGAUCACUCCGCUUCGCGCGGACCUGGAGCUGGGCGAUCCGCCAGAUCCACGAUGCCCCCUACGCCGCCGUGACAGCCAAGAGGACCCAGGACCAAGAACACAGUCUCACUAAAAUGCUGCUGGAGCAGAGGACAGAGCAGAUCAAAUCCGGCAUCCCCCCGGAGCUGUCGGUAGAUGACAUCAAGGGCGCCGCGGCGGCGGUCUACGCUGCGGGACAGGAUACGACGUGGUCCACGCUGGUAGUCUUCGUCCUCAAUAUGGUUUUGCACCCCGAGGUCCAGGAAAAAGCGCAGAGGAUGCUGGACGAGGUUGUCGGAGAUGGGAGGAUGCCUUGUUUCGAGGACAGGUCGAGGCUACCCUACAUUGACUAUAUCGUCCAGGAGACGCUGCGGUGGUGCCCCGUCUCCCCGAUUGGCGUGCCGCACCGCUCGCUGGAGGAUGAUGUAUAUGAUGGCAUGUUCAUACCCAAGGGAUCGUUCGUGUACGCCAACGCGCGGGCGAUGACGCACGAUGAGCGGACGUAUGCUGAUCCCGAGGCGUUUGACCCGGAGAGAUACGUUCCUGUUGAGCAGGGCGGCCGCGGGGAGCCGUUUCCUGUGGGGCAGUUUGGGUUUGGGAGGAGGGUUUGUGUUGGAAAGCAUCUUGCGGAGGCGAGCGUUUGGAUUGUGAUUGCUUCGAUGCUCGCGACGGUCAAGAUUGAGGGGGCGAGAGGGCCGUGGGGAGAGGAGAUUAUACCGCGUGUGGAGUUGACGAAUGGACUUACGAGUCAUCCGAAGCGAUUCCCGUGCCGGAUUAUACCCAGGAAUACUCGAAGUGCAGAGAUGGUUAUUUCAGCAGCUUUAUAG